AUGACCAGGUUUGAAGAUGUGGCCGCACAAGUCACUGAGAGUUCUGUUUCUAUCGCGGUGGAAACUUGUAGUAGUAUAACCUCCGAAGCUGUUAAGCGAGCUCAGGAGCAGGCAGCUCCUAUGGGAUUUGCUCCCACAGAGACAGCUGUUGCACAUAAACCGACCAAGGCCCAUGUUCAUGUUCUACGUUUGGAUGCUCUUGGAAGAGAGAUAGAUGAACACGGACACGUGGUUAGUGUGACUAAACCAAGCAGUAUUAUUACAUUGAAAGUUAACAUCAACAAACAAAAGAAAGAUGCUUUUCGGAUUCUUAAACCUCAACUGGAAGUAGAUCCACAAGAGAACUUGCACCAUUAUGAUCAAAGGAUUGGUAUUGAGAAAAACAAGAUUUUGAGACCUAAACGUAUGAGUUUCAAGGUGAAGCAAGGGCAUCCGAAAAAGGCAAAGGAUGAUGAUAUGAAUCCCGAUUUGACAGAAUCAUCUGAAAGUGUCGCAAGAAAAGAGAAGCUCAAGGAGCAAAUCCCAGAUGUUGAGUGGUGGGAUGCAGAAAUCCUCACCAAUGACACCAUUACUGACUUAUUGUCGGAUCCAAAUAUCCUCAUCAAUGACACCAUUAAUGAAAGCCAUCUCAAGAUAAAAAAAAUUAUUGGUAACGUAGAGCAUCAAUUCCCCCUAGAGCCACUUGCAGAAUCAGCGUCUCCACCACCCCAGCUGCUUAAACUGACAAAGAAGGAACAGAAGAAACUGAGACGCUUGAGGCGUGUGGCAAAAGAAAAGGAGAAACAAAAGAUGAUUAGACUAGGUUUGCUUGAACCACCAAAACCAAAGGUGAAAUUGAGCAACCUAAUGAAGGUUCUUGCGUCUGAAGCAACCCAAGACCCAACCAAGCUUGAGAAAGAGAUCCGCACAGCAGCUGCCGAGCGUGAACAGGCGCACAGGGAUAGGAACACUGCGAGGAAGCUAACUCCUGCAGAGAAACGUGAGAAGAAAAAAAGGAAGCUUUAUGGUGAUCCAACAACAGUUGAGACGAUUGUGUCAGUGUACAAGAUCAACAAGAAGUUGUCGCAUCCCGAAACAAGAUUCAAAGUGGAGAUGAAUGCAAGACAGAACAUAUUAACAGGGUGCAGUGUGAUGACGGAUGGAUUUAGUGUUGUUGUGGUUGAAGGUAAUAGCAAAUCAAUAAAGACAUAUAAGAAGCUGAUGCUGAAGCGAAUAAACUGGGAAAAGACAGAGAAGAAGGAAGAAGAAGAAGAAGAGGAGAAUGGUGGAAACAAGUGUCGGUUGAUUUGGCAAGGAAGUGUUGAGAAACCGAGUUUUCAUAAGUUUAAUGUACAAGAGUGCUCAUUUGAAUCUGCUGCAAAGAAAGUUUUCACGGAUGCUGGUGUUCCACACUACUGGAGUCUCGCUCUCAAUUACUCAGACGACUAG
Molecule: messenger RNA, 1428 nt
Organism: Capsella rubella
Lineage: Eukaryota; Viridiplantae; Streptophyta; Magnoliopsida; Brassicales; Brassicaceae
Product: protein RDM16
Exons: 1
Coding region: 1-1428 (475 amino acids)
Biological process (GO): mRNA splicing, via spliceosome
Cellular component (GO): U4/U6 x U5 tri-snRNP complex
Source: RefSeq, a predicted model, not a curated record